Auxenochlorella protothecoides is the source of this 3036-nucleotide messenger RNA. RefSeq names its product Regulator of nonsense transcripts 1-like protein. Bases 1 to 3036 code for a protein of 1011 amino acids. Gene Ontology annotation, molecular function: RNA binding; ATP binding; RNA helicase activity. Gene Ontology annotation, cellular component: cytoplasm. The transcript is spliced from 12 exons. Gene Ontology annotation, biological process: nuclear-transcribed mRNA catabolic process, nonsense-mediated decay. The record is from RefSeq and is a predicted model, not a curated record. Lineage: Eukaryota; Viridiplantae; Chlorophyta; Trebouxiophyceae; Chlorellales; Chlorellaceae.
AUGAACGGGACGAGUCUCUUCUCCCAGUCCUACUCCGAUGCCCAGGCCCCCUUCGAUGCUGGUGACAUCACGGCCACCCAGCUCGGGAGUCAGGUGGAUUUCUCCUUUCUGGACUUCAACACCCAGGAGGCUGGAGCGGGGUAUCCAGACCCUGUUCCUUUCAGCCAGGUGCCGGAUGCGAGCGUGGGCAUCGUGUCGGCCCCUUCCUCGCAGGGGGGGGGCCUGGGCCUGGACGGGCCCCUCUCCGAGACGGGCCUCAGCCAGCUCAGCCUGCAGGACGCCUUUGAUGGCUUCACGGACGGCGCCCCAGAGGCCGUCAUGAAGGCGCCCGAGUGGGCCUGCGCGUACUGUGGCAUCCACAACCCCGAGUCCGUGGUCAAAUGCCUGACCACGGGCAAGUGGUUCUGCAACGGCCGCGUCACGGGGACGGCCUCGUGCAUCGUCACCCACCUGGUGCGCGCCAAGUGCAAGGAGGUUUCGCUGCACAAAGACUCCCCCCUUGGCGAGACAGUGCUGGAGUGCUACGCCUCGGGGUCGCGCAACGUCUUCGCCCUCGGCUUCGUGCCCCUGGCCGGCGAGCACACGGUGGUGCUGCUGGCGCGGGACACGCCACCCUCGUCCCCGGCCAUCAAGGACCUGGACCUGGACCUGUCGGCCUGGUCGCCGCUGAUCGAGGACCGCGCGUUUGUCGGCUGGCUGGUGCGGCCGCCGGAGGCGGGGGAGAUCGCUCGCGCACGCCACGUCUCCGGCGCCGCCGUGGCCGCGCUGGAGGAGGCCUGGCGCCGCGACCCGACCAAGGGCCUGGAUGACCUGGCGCCGCCCCGCGCCGAGGACGAGCCCUGCCCCGUUGCGCUGCGUGUCAAAGUUUUCCACUACGACAAGGCGGCCAAGGAGUCGCUGGCACGGGAGGACGUGUCGGUGCAGUGGAGUGUGGGCCUGAACCGGCGCGUGGUGGCGCGCUUCUUCUUUCCCCGCGACUCGGGCGACAUGCGGCUGGUGGUGGGCGACGAGCUGCUGCUGCGCCACCCGCUGCCGCGUCUGGGCGCGGCGCCCUGGCAGGGCAUGGGCCUGGUCACACGCCUGGGUGAUGCGGGGGAGGAGAUCGUGGUGGAGCUCCGCGCGCGCGAGAAGGGCCAGGGCCCGCCCCCCACCGACGUGACCGUGGGCUUCCGCGUCGAGUUUGUGUGGAAGGGCGCCACCUUUGAGCGCAUGCAGCGCGCCAUGAAGGCCUUUGCAGUGGACGAGACCAGCGUCUCCGGCUACCUGUACCACAAGAUCCUGGGGCACGUCGUGGAGGAGACGGCGCUCAAGGUGAAGCUGCCGAAGCGCCUGUCGGCGCCGGGCCUGCCAGAGCUCAACGCAUCCCAGGCGGACGCCGUGUCGCGUGUCCUGCGCAGCCCCCUGUCCCUAAUCCAGGGCCCACCGGGCACGGGCAAGACCGUGACCUCCGCCUCCAUCGUCUACGCGCUGGCGCGGCAGGGCGCCGGCGCGGGGCAGGUGCUGGUCACUGCGCCCUCCAACAUCGCAGUGGACCACCUGGCAGAGCGCGCCGCCGUCACGGGGCUCAAGGUGGUGCGGCUGCAGGCGCGCUCGCGCGAGGCCGUGGCCUCCAACGUCGAGCACCUGACGCUGCACCAGCAGGUGAGGGCGCUGGCGGCCGCCGAGUCGCCAGAGCUUUACAAGCUGCAGCAGCUCAAGGACGAGCUGGGCGAGCUGUCCGCACAAGACGAGCGCAAGCACCGGACGCUGCUGAGGGCGCUGGAGCGGGAGGUGCUGCAGGCCGCAGACGUCGUGUGCGCGACCUGCGUGGGCGCCGGCGACCCGCGCCUGGCCCACUUCCGCUUCAGGCGGGUGCUCAUCGACGAGGCCACGCAGGCGGUGGAGCCAGAGUCCCUCAUCCCCCUGGUCAUGGGAGCCAAGCAGCUGGUGCUGGUGGGGGACCACUGCCAGCUGGGUCCGGUGACCCUGGCCAAGCCCGCCGCCCGGGCGGGGCUGGCCCAGAGCCUGUUCGAGCGGCUGAUGCUGCUGGGCGUGAAGCCCAUCCGCCUGGCGGUGCAGUACCGCAUGCACCCCGCGCUGUCGCGCUUCCCCUCCGACACCUUUUACGAGGGCGCGCUGCAGAACGGCGUGUCGGCCGCGCAGCGCGAGCUGCCGGCCGAGACCUUCCCCUGGCCCACCGACAAGCCCAUGAUGUUCCAUGUCCAGCUGGGCGCGGAGGAGAUCAGCGCAAGCGGGACGUCGUACCUCAACCGGGCGGAGGCGGCGGCUGUAGAGAAGCUGGUCACGCACCUGCUGCGCGUGGGCGUGGCGCCCUCCCAGAUCGGCAUCAUCACGCCCUAUGAGGGCCAGCGCGCGCACGUGCUGGCCACGCUGGCCCGGGCCGGGCCGCUGCGCGCCGAGCAGUACGCGGCGGUGGAGUGCGCCAGCGUGGACGCCUUCCAGGGGCGGGAGAAGGACUUUGUGGUGCUGUCCUGCGUCCGCUCCAACGCGCACCAGGGCAUCGGCUUCCUGUCCGACCCGCGGCGCCUGAAUGUGGCGCUGACGCGUGCGCGGUAUGGCCUCUUCGUGCUCGGGAACCCCCAGGUCCUGGCAAAGCAGAUGAUCUGGGGCGCGCUGCUGCACCACUUCAAGGACAAUGGGUGCCUCGUGGAAGGCCCCUUGACGGUGCUGAAGCAGAGCCUGGUGGCCCUGCCGCGUAAGCGCACUUUCUUCGACGCCAGCUCGUUCGGGCUGGGAGGCGCGCACAGCAACCGCUUCCGGCCCGUGGAGCAUGCGGGGGAGAGGCACGAGCCCCCCGCUCCCCCACCUGCGCAUGGGGAGGGUCCAGCACGGGGCGGGCGUUCCAAGGGCCUGGAGCCAUCUGAUGCCGCAGAAUAUGACAGGAGCGCGCUCGUGGGGGCUUCGGGGCCCUAUGCCAUCCCUGGCAGCGAUUUGCCCCUGGGCUCCGCCGAGGACCCCCUGCAACCUCAGGGGCUGGGACAGCGCGGCGCACCAGGCUUGGGGCAAGACAGCCUGCUCUUCCCGUGGACCACCUGA